AUGGAUAUCCGUAUUGCAACAUUUGCUUUAAGCGCACUCUUAAUUGCAGGCAUUGCAUCCGCGCCAGUAUUCGGACAGACUACCUCGGCAAUAGCUAUUAUUACCGAUCAGGAAUCCUACACGAACGGCGACACGAUCACAGUCACAGGCAACAUCAAUGCGAACACAGGAGACGGACUGACCAUACAGGUCAUAAGCCCGACAGGUAACAUAGUAGCAGUAGGCCAAGCAGACGUAGCUUCUGAUGGAGCGUUUGAGACCACGAUUGCCACAGGCUCCCUGUGGUCGGUACAUGGAGCAUACACCAUAAAGGUGCAGUAUGGCGAUACCAGAUCAGGCGAGACAACCAUCGAGUUUACUGCCGCUAGUCCACCCGACACAGGCGGCACAGGAGAUAUGGAAGCAGAGCUGACAAGCGAGUACCUCUUCACUGUAGGUGAAGACGAGGUCGGCAUACGAUACGAUUCAGGAACCAACACCAUUGUUGCAAUGGCAGCUAACUUGGAUUCCAAGAGCCUAGUAAUCGAGGUGGACGUAGCCAAUGACGGCGAGAUCGUCAUUGCCCUGCCCAGGCAUCUAAUCGAUGCCAAGGAUCAGGUAAGCGAUAGCUGCAACGCAGACGGCGCAGAUGUCGCCUACAUCGUUCUGGUGGACGGUGAGGAGACAUGGGUCACAGAGGUUGCACGCGAGGCAGCAAGAACGCUGACCAUACCGGUCAAUGCAGGAGCGCAGGAGAUUGAGAUCUUUGGCACAUGCAUAGUACCAGAGUUCGGCACCAUUGCCAUACUGAUUCUGGCGGCUGCAAUAGUCUCGAUAAUAGUGGUCUCUGGCAGGACAAGACUGUCCAUCAUGCCCAGAUACUAG
Molecule: messenger RNA, 864 nt
Organism: Geodia barretti
Lineage: Eukaryota; Metazoa; Porifera; Demospongiae; Tetractinellida; Geodiidae
Source: the annotation of a GenBank genome assembly